AUGGAUACCGGAACAUCAGAACCUAAGGGGAAAGAGAAGGCGGUUGAUGUCGAAGAAAUCUUCGAUGUUGAAGAUGAUGAAGAGUUGGUGCCGAUUGUGAUCGAUGGAGGAUGUCUUUGCUCGCUGCUCAGAUAUCAAAUCAAUCUUUCACUCGAGUUUCAAAAGACGGAACUGUAUAAAGAGCUCGUGGGUUUUGCUCAUUGCUACUGCCAUUCUUGCAAGUGCGCCGUUUCAGGUCUUACGAGAACAUCUCUGAAGUUCCCACGGGAAAUGGUUCAAUGGACCUCGAGGGCAAAGCUGGUUGAACCCGAGCCCGAGAGCCCUGCAAGCUCAAUCGGACGAAGGAGGGGGAGUAAGUCGACAUCAAGCACCCCUGCACCAAUUGCAGAAGCGAAUGAGUCUAUCUCUAAAAAGAGCUCAGAGGGAGAAUCCUCGACUUCAGGCUCUGAACCUAACGAGCUACCGGAGAAAGUCACGAAAAGGGCAGCAAGGUUGCAGAGCACUCUUGAGGCGGUCAAGCAGGACCCAGAAUUUGACACUGAAUUUGCGGAUGUGGAUAAUGCAACGGGCUGUUGCUGCUAUGAAGAGGAUAAUGUGGACGAAAUACAGACACCGAAGAGCCCUGUCUGGGGACCAAGCAAGAAGCCGAAUUUGGGAAUGACUGCUUGGAGUGGGAAUGCUGGCUACCACAGAAGGAUAUGGAAAAGGGAAAGAGGAGUAGGUGGGAAACCCACUGCCUCAGGCGAAGCCUCGCCCAUUACCACUGCUUCCGUAUCCCCGGCUCCUUCUACAGCAAAAGAUCCGUCAACAUCAUUGAAAUCGGGGACACCACAAUCUUCUGUUGAACAACCUGAUAACACAAAAUCAAAGGGAAAAGGAAAACCUAAGGCCAAAGAAGGCCUUUGGACCAAAAUGAAAGGCAAGGCCUCUGCUGCUAUCUCAAAAGAGAAAGAUAGAACAAAGGGCAAAGAGAGGGUGGUGGUCUCAAUCCCACUCACAAAUGAAGAUUUGGAUAUACCGGCUUCUCAAUCAAAUACCUCAAAGACGGAGGUGGGGCAAAAAAUCUGCCACCUUCCCGAGAAAACAGGAACUCCGACUGGGUGUGAUAUAAUUUCUCCGCCUGUGAAUUCUCCUCAACCUUCAUCUUUAGAGAUUCUCCGUUGGGAAACGCAGCUUCUUCAUCAACAAGAAUCCGACCUAUCUCACGGACCCUGUACCUCUCAAGGCGAUACUGAAGAUUUCGACGGUGAUCCGCAAAAUAAUACUCUUCCUAUCCCUUGGCCCUAUAGAGAAUUCGCUAUCACGACUCGUGAUGGACGUACGAGUUACCGUGGAUUCUGUUCGUGGUGUGGCGGCAGCCUGACUUAUCGAACUUCAGCGACUAUUCAUGGAAUGGUUGAUAUCCACGCGGGAAGUAUGGAUGACCCUGAGAAGGCUCUAAGGCAAAUAGGGGUUUUACGGGAAGUACAUAUUGAAACUGCUGGUGGUGUGGAAGAGGGGGCUAGGUUAGGGACUAUGGUUGGGCAUUGGAGAGAUGGAACAGUAUCCAGUUAUGACAGCUGUGAUAUGGAAAGAAGGCUCUACUUUGAUAGUGAUGGCGAAGAAGGAGCGCAUGGACCAGGGGAUCAUGGGGAAACCCACGAUGAUGGGGUCAAUGCUAACAAAGAGCCUUAA
Orbilia oligospora ATCC 24927 is the source of this 1674-nucleotide messenger RNA. RefSeq lists its product as uncharacterized. The record is from RefSeq and is a predicted model, not a curated record. The transcript has 3 exons. Bases 1 to 1674 code for a protein of 557 amino acids. NCBI's taxonomy places the organism in Eukaryota, Fungi, Ascomycota, Orbiliomycetes, Orbiliales, Orbiliaceae.